CGCAUCCUCAGCGCAUCUAUGCUUUUCGGAAUCACGUCGCCGACAUACAAGCGAGCCAUCGAGACUCACAUGCGUCAGGCUCAGCGAUGGGGCUACGCCACUGAAAUACUACAAAGAGAUGAAGGUUGUGGCUUCUGGACCAAAUUGAUCUUCUUGCUCAACCUUGUUGGUCAGGAGAUGCAAAAGCCUGCCGAUACAAGAGCAGAGUGGAUAAUGUGGGCUGAUGCCGAUGCACUUAUUCUCAAUCCGAAUAUUCCACUGUCCAUUUUUCUGCCACCUCCAGAUCUACCUCACAUACACUUUGUCGGCAACAAAGACUGGAAUGGUCUCAACAAUGGGGUUUUCUUCAUACGUGUCCAUCCGUGGACCGUCAGCAUGUUGACAUCAGCCAUGUCCUUCCCGAUCUGUCACGAAGACGUCAAUUUGGGUCACAACGUCGAGCAAGAAGCCAUGAGAUUGACAUUCGAGCGCGAGAACGGGGGCAAAGACGACAAGGGCUGGCGGAGUGGCAUUGUCUUUAUGCCUCGCAAAUGGUUCAACGCGUACGACCUCUUCCAGGACGAGAUUCAAGGCAGUGAUUACUACAACGAGGUUAUCAACAAGACAAUCUCAUCGUAUCCGGGCUUGAAUAUGACACACAGGUACGAAGGUAUGCGUGGAAGCAUGCUAGCCCAUUUCCCCGGUAUCAAUGGCAAUCGCAUGACACAGACAUGGGAUCGCGACGUCAAGGCCAAUGGGACCUCGCUGUGGACUCUGCCUGUCCAUGAGACUUCCUUGCUCAACGAGACCACCGCGUUCUGGAGUCGCUAUCGUGCGGCUCUGGAGCUCUCGCUUCAAGCCACGUCAUCUGGUGCUCAUGACAUUAGUCUUGUCAAGUCUGCUUUGGAUCUUAGAAUUGCUCUGGCAGAUCAUAUGGAUGAGCCAAAGAUCGUUGACGAGAAGAUUCAGCAUUUGGAAGCUUUAAUG
Molecule: messenger RNA, 966 nt
Organism: Aureobasidium melanogenum CBS 110374
Lineage: Eukaryota; Fungi; Ascomycota; Dothideomycetes; Dothideales; Saccotheciaceae
Exons: 3
Biological process (GO): protein N-linked glycosylation
Cellular component (GO): Golgi membrane
Molecular function (GO): glycosyltransferase activity
Source: RefSeq, a predicted model, not a curated record